UUGACUGGCCUGGAAAAGUAUACGCAAUAUGCCGUCACAGUCUCGGCUUUUAAUGUCAAAGGUGAUGGACCACCAAGUGAAGUUGCUUUAGGUCAUACCCUAGAAGAUGCUCCCUCUGCUCCUCCACAGGGUGUAACUUGUAUUGCUUUAACCGCGCAGAAUAUACAGAUUUCAUGGCAAUCUCCACCAAAAGAAAACCAUCAUGGUGUCAUUCAGGGUUAUAAGGUUCUAUACGAACCGGGUAAUUUUGAUUCAGAAUAUGGCAGCAGAGAAACUAAAAUCACCUCAGCUUUGAGUACAGUUUUACACGGUCUACAACCGUUUACAAAUUAUAGUGUACAGGUUCUGGCUUUUACUAGAGCUGGCGAAGGAGUUGUAAGUUCAACAGUUUCAUGUACAACUGAAGAAGCUGUGCCAGAUGCUCCUGAACGUGUUAAAUCGGUAGUAAACUCAGAGUCAUCGGUCAUUAUUAGUUGGCUACCGCCACGUAGACCCAAUGGUAUUGUUACCAAAUAUAAUGUUUAUAUACGAAUUUUAGACAAAGGCCAGGAAUUGAAAAUACUUAAAGAAGUUUUACCAGCACAAAAUAGGCAUUUUGAAGCGAAAGAUUUGUCAACACGUGAAACUUACGAAGCCUGGGUUACGGCAUCUACAAGAGUGGGUCAAGGACCUAGUACACCUGUUAUUAAACUUAUUCCCAGUUCAUCAGUACCGGCUGCUAUAAUUUCAUUUAGUCAAACAUUAAGUGUAAGUUGGAGAGUGGAUAUGAAAUUGCCAUGUCUUUUUGUGGGAUCGCCAAAACCCAAUGCCGAAUGGAAAGUUUUAAAUGCACGUUCUAAAAAGCAUUUUCGCCUAGAAGUAAGCAAUGACAAUACACUAACACUUAGAAGCAUACAACGAUCCCACGAGGGUAACUAUUCAUGUGUGGUACGCAAUGCCAUUGGUUCCGAUCACAUUGUUUACCAGUUAUUUGUUCAAGUUCCACCUUCGGCACCUGUUGUUUCGGUUAUAGGUACAACAGCAAACUCGGUUUCAUUGCAAUGGAGAGUAGAUGAUAUUGGUGGAGCCCCAUUACGUGGUUUCACUUUAACUUUCCGCAAAGAAUUUGGAGAUUGGGAAGAAAUUCAAUUAGAUAGACGAGUAAAUUCCCAUCUUCUAGAAGAUCUUCAAUGUGGAACGAGUUAUCAAUUCACAAUCGUGACUUUUAAUAAAAUAGGAACAAGUGCAACCAGUCCAAUAGAAAUAGCUAAAACUCAAGGAAAUAAACCAAAUGCUCCCAACAAACACAGUCUCAUACGAGCUAACAUUACUUCAGCUCUAAUAGAAUUAUCCUCAUGGCAAGACGGAGGUUGCCCCAUCCAAUAUUUUAGUAUUGAAUUCAAACGUUAUGGUAUUGCAAGUGACUGGAUAAUCGUAUCUAGUCGUAUCGAAUCUCACACUCGAUAUACAAUUGGAGACUUGGAAGCUGGAACUCUGUACAAUUUGCGAGUGACGGCGCACAAUAAUGCAGGGUCCACCGUUAAGGAAUACACCUUUGAAACAUUGCGUUUUAGUGGAAUGUCAGGCGAACUUGAUCAGAGUGAUUUACCAGAAGUGAACUCAUUGUUCCGAGAUGCCCAUUUAAUAGCCGUGAUUAUAACUUCGGUAUUUGGCACAAUAUUGGCUCUGAUCGGGGCCUGCAUAUGUUUCAAAAACUAUCCUCGACAUAUCUUUUCACGUAACGUGGACACUAUGAGGCUUCCUGGCAGCGAGGGAAAGGACCUACAACACCGUGAGCAAUAUUAUGGUACGAUGCGCAAAUCGUGUCAGCAAUCACCGGGAGAUUCGGUUGUUGCACUUGAGCGCAUACCUGAAUACUCUGAAGAUAUAUAUCCUUACGCUACAUUCCAUUUACCAGAACACGAAAACCAAUCGGCCAACAUACCACUCAACCGUAAGGGCAUGCAACCUAUGUACGAUCCACGCAGCGGUGACGACAACACCCUCUCUAGUGCGGGGAUGAAAGUGAAGAGAUCUGUAUCGGGUAGCGGCAAUAUAUCAAUGGGUGGUGGAGAAUGCAGCCACACAAAUACGGAGAAGAGACACAAGCGCCGUUCCAAAGCUAUAAAAUCGGAAUCAGAAGAAUAUGACAGUUUGAAUAGUGACAGUGAUUUAAGUGGCGAACGCAUUCGAGACGAUAACCGUAGUACGAGAACUGAUGCUUCAAGUCAGCUAGAAAAUUCCGGAUAUAACAUUCAUGGCCACAGUCCGCGAAGUAGCGGCAGUAACAAAGAACGCCUGUCGGUAUUUAGCAGGCCUCAACUUCAUAAAAACAUUUUACCGAACCGCCUGAAAGAUUCCACGAACGAGAGCUUACGCACUUCUAAUGGACCUGCACCAGAAUCGGCCAAUGAAACCGUUUUCAAAAAUUCCAAGCGACCUUCAUUUAAAUCGCCUAAAUCCCUUUUUCAAAUAAUUAAACCCACAAAAAUUUUAACCAAUACGACACACACAAUCAAUCCUCCCACAGCAUGUCCCACAAAUAUAAAUUUAAAUCGUUCUACCGAAAAUCUUUCCCAACCAAAAGUACGCAUCCAACCCAAACCUCCACAUCAAUUUGUACAUUUAAUACAACGUCCCAUGUCCGAGAACAUAAAUGCACAAAAUCAGCAACCGCCUCGACCACCAUCACCUUCACCCUCAUAUCGUUUUGCAUCGUCUUCCAAGCAUGAAAAUCUAGCAGCCACUGCUACCACUCAACCACAGCCUCAUCAUCAAAAAACGACUAAUAAUUCUCGCAGUAGUCCCAGUGCUUUGAUCAUAUUGAAGUCAUCUGGUAGCGGCAGUGGUAGUAGUGAUAGUGUUGGAUAUCACAAGAGCUCCUUAUCCAAUAGCAGCAUGGACGCGGUGCCGCUCGACUACAGGAUCUUUGACCCGCCACCCAAGCAACGUAAACAGCAACAACAGCAAUCAGUUAACAAAACACAGUCACCCAAACAUCAUGAGCGAAAACCCUCAGACGAAUGUGCCAAAAAUUCAACCAACCAUACAAAUUUGUCCGGCAGUAUAUCCAGCAAAAUACGACCAAAAACUACCGAUAAUAGUUCCAACAGCGGCAACAAUCUCUCCGGUGAAUUCCAAUGUUCACCUAACGGCAUCCCCUCCCCGCAUAUUGUCCAGUCGGGCUCCUAUGUUGAAAUACUAAAACAAACCGGUAAUCAGGCGGCUGCACAAGCCACUUCAGCUGCAUCCCAGCAUGAACGUUUAAUGAGCCAUGUCAAAAAUCCUCUCAAUUCAGCAGCAUCUCUGGCAUGUCAUAACAAAAGCUAUGGCGAUUUUCUAACUAUAACACCUAGACGCAAGGAAAAACUUUUGGGCGGUGAUGGUAAAUCAGGUGUAGUCGGUGAGGGUCAUGACAAUUAUCGUCAUCAUUUACCACACAGUAUUGAGCCACUCCAUCUACUGGGCAUACCAAAUGACAAUAUGUCAACAUUCUUUGAUUACCGAGCUAUGGAGACACUAAGCAAUGCCGAUACCCUGGCCAUUGGUUCAACCAUGUCGGGCCAUUUAUACCCUUCCAAACUUACCAACAACAAACAGCAGUAUGAUGCCGCCAAAACACAAACAUCAGUAACAGCACAAGUACCCGACGAAUAUCAUCACAUUAUCAGUGAGAAAAACUUGAGCCCUCCUUCGGCAUUUUGUGAUAACAUAUCAUCGAUGAAUAAGGCUUAAAAAUAGGACCUCUUUUGAAACCAAAUAAUAUAGACCAAUCAAUUCUUUAUUAUGUUUGGUAUUAUUAUUUAUUAAUUCUCAACAUAUCGUAAUAAUUUUUGCAUUUAACUUGAAGCGUACUGAUUCCAGCAUAUCCGCUUUUUGACUUACAUAUAAAAGAAACUUUUUUGUAAAAAAACAUCGAAAUUUUUUGAUUAAGAAAUUCCCGGAAAAUACAUAAACUGUUAAGUAUUAAAAAGAACUAACAAACAAAUGCAUUUAAAUGAAAAAAAUUUAAAAUUCGGAUUCAAACAAAUUAGUUAAUUCGAACGAUAAAUAUUUUAGCGUAAGAAAAUAAUUUCAAUUAAUCAAGUAAUCAAAUUCAAUUAACAAAAUAAUUAUGUCUGUUAAAUAAAUACAUGUUCUUGACUGAUGAUACAAUGAACAAUUUUUUUAUUUAAUUUUUUUAAACUAAAGACUUUUUGUAAAUAAAAUUAAAAAACGAAUUUUAGGAUAAAUAAUAUACACAGAAAUACAAACACAGAAAUCUACAUACAACAUAUACAACAAUUAGUAAUUAAACUUAAAUAAAAUGAGAUUAAAUAAAUGUUAAACGAUCAAUCAAUUGCGUUAUUUGUUUGUUAAUUCAAUUAUUAUCAUACAUUACAAUUAAUUAGUGAAAAAAUAUAAUUAGAAAAUUACUGCCAGUAUGGUGGUCGUAAUUAAUAUUUGAAUUGAAACAUGUGUCAAUAAUUAAGAAAUUACAUACAAAUACAAUUAAAAAAUUCAUACUAAUACUAUGUAAUAUUAAUAAUAAUAAUAAAAAAAUGCUAAAUUAGAUUCAAACCCUUAAUAUAAAUAUUUAAACAUUUUUAAUGAAUGUUUAAAAUAUCAAUUCUCCAAAAUCUGUCAAUUUUUUUACCAAAUGAAUGAGAAACAAAAUCGAAAAUUUGUCAAUCCAGUUAUACAGAGAAAGAAUGUGAAAAUAAUUAAAUCAAUUAUUGUUUUAAUAGAUUUGAUCAAUCAAAUUUAAAUAAUUAAAUACAUACAUAUACUUGUGAAUUUCUUAGUUAAGAUUAUAUUUAGAUUAAAUAAGUGACUAAAUUAUUGAGGUAACAGGCGCAUUCAAUAUGAAUUUGUAUGAAUAUCAAAGUGUUGUUAUUUGAUAAGAACUCUAGAUUUUAAAUCAUUUAAUCAAUUAUUUAUGUAUGUAUUUGUAUGUGCUAAAAUAACAAUUGAAACGAAACAAAAUUAAGAACAAA
Molecule: messenger RNA, 4955 nt
Organism: Lucilia sericata (common green bottle fly)
Lineage: Eukaryota; Metazoa; Arthropoda; Insecta; Diptera; Calliphoridae
Product: Down syndrome cell adhesion molecule-like protein Dscam2
Exons: 8
Molecular function (GO): protein binding
Source: RefSeq, a predicted model, not a curated record